Paramormyrops kingsleyae is the source of this 2315-nucleotide messenger RNA. Its product is annotated as helix-loop-helix protein 2-like. Lineage: Eukaryota; Metazoa; Chordata; Actinopteri; Osteoglossiformes; Mormyridae. Gene Ontology annotation, biological process: regulation of transcription by RNA polymerase II. The record is from RefSeq and is a predicted model, not a curated record. Gene Ontology annotation, molecular function: RNA polymerase II cis-regulatory region sequence-specific DNA binding; DNA-binding transcription factor activity, RNA polymerase II-specific; protein dimerization activity.
AUUCUGCUCUGUACUGAACGCAAACUGGACUGAACAACAGCAGAGCAAAACCGAGAAGGCAGGCAGAAAUCUUUCCAGCUACGUUCGUUUCCAGAAGAAAGCUUCGGUAUGCGUGAAUGUGAAUGAAGCCUUACCGAUCUCCCACCUUCACAAGAACUGAGAAAUAUCUGCACUUUGCUUUUGAUGUUAUCUCUCCGGCUAUCUCCUAUUGUUAUCCAGGUCGGAGUCCUCAGGCAAGACUUUCACAAGAUUUUAAAUCAGCAGACAGCACUUGCUUCACUCAAAAAAAUAGCGUCAAGAACAAAAAAAAAAUCAACAAAUGCAAUAAGUGCAAAACCCGUAUAACUGAAAAUAAGAAACCGAGGACUAGAGAUUAUUCUGGUUUAUUUGAUAUAAAGCACAUUUAAGGCCUUAAGCAAAAGUGAUAUGGCAUUUUCACGGAGAGUAUUAUGAUGAUACUCGAGAUGUGCCACUGUAAAAGAUCCCAAAGCCAACUCGUGUGUGUGUCUUAAGACCUGCCGCCCAGGUAACUUCUCCAAAGAUCUGGCUUCUGUCAUCAGCACGCCUCUUACGCUUUUCCGCAUUUAAGUUGGGAAACAAACUGAAAAUGAUGCUGAGUCCAGAACAACCCGACUCCGACCUGCACUGGGGACAGUCAGAUGCCGAGUCGAUAAUAAAUGAUAUGAAGGUCGGGUGCGUGUCUGACGAGGCGCUGGAUGCCGAAGGGAAGACGCGGUCCAUAGCCCCGCCGACUCUAAGCAGGGAGGAGAAGCGCAGGAGGCGACGCGCCACAGCCAAGUACCGCUCGGCCCACGCCACCCGGGAGCGGAUACGCGUGGAAGCCUUCAACGUGGCCUUCGCCGAGCUGAGGAAACUGCUGCCCACCCUGCCGCCGGACAAGAAGCUCUCCAAGAUCGAGAUCCUCCGGCUGGCAAUAUGCUACAUAUCAUAUCUCAAUCACGUCUUGGACGUUUAGAGUUUCAAUAGACUUUAAGUCGAUUUUUUAAAAUAAAGAAAAGUGUAAAAUAAUAGCAUUUCAGAAAGAAAAGGAAAAACUGGAAGACAAUGGGUAAAUGAAUGCUCUUAUUAUUACAACUGACCAACGUGGGGCUUCCACAACCAGAGGGGCAUGGGAACCUUGGAAGCACGAAGACUAACUUUCACGGAAAUUUUAGUUUGAAUUGCAAAAUGUCACAAAUCCAAUCACAAUCCGCAGAGCAAAAGACAUGAAAAUUCGAUUUAAAACGCGAUAUUGCAAUAAUUUAAGCUAAUAAAACGAUCUAUUGUGUGUACUAGAAAACAAAGCCAGUCGUUUGACAAAGAUAUGCGUACUGUAUAAAACGUUUAUACAAUAACAGUAGCGCCUUUCAUAAGUCUGUAAGUAUCUUAGAUACGUGACUAGCCCUGGAUGACAAAAUGACCUGAUUAAAGCUGAACUAAAGUAUACUAGCUGCUUAUUUGUGUGUAAUAUGAAGUUUUCCUUCCUAAAGGGGGGAUUUCGCAUAAGUGCCACCUUCUUGUUUCAAGUCGUGACCUUAAUUAUUUUGAAAUAUUUAUCUAUUUAUUUAUUUAUUUGUUUGCCUGUUUGUUUAUUUAUUUGUUCGUUUAUUUAUUAAUUUCUGAUUUGUUUCUUGUGUUUAUGACAAUGUCUUUCAUAGAUAAUUGUUAACGUAUAUAUGUAUUGUAAUUUUUUGUAUUUAGGUAGACCUAUAAUUAUUUAUAUCUCAAAUUAUGAUGUUUGACUAAAAAGUGACGUUGCUCUUCAAUCGCACUUUUCAGUGACAGCUCCCUGUCGAUAUGUUGUAAAUGGAUCUGUACGUCAUGACGUUUAUUUCUGUAACGGUUUUUCUUUUUUAAUGUCCCCGGUAAAAAGAGCACUUCGUUUUGAGUAGCGCCCUUAGGUGUAUCGUAUCAACGUUUGUAGUUUUCAGUGUUAAGGGGAGGGGGCUGGGAAUUAUAAGGAAAACGUAAUUUCCCCCUUAAAACCUUAGCUUUCGAGAUGUGCUGGCGCUGUACAGCACCACGACAGAGAAAAAAUGCAGAAGUAAAGAGAGCGCCUUAUUAUGUGACGUCACGGCGAGAUCCCCAGUGCUGCGACCAAAAAUGAUUUCCUUUUGGCUUAUGUUUGACUUAUAUGACUAUUGUUUACAUGCUGUUAUUAGAAAGUCUUCUAUUUGUGUACCCGCUCUGCUUUGAACCUCUUAAACAAGAUCUAAUUUUAUAGUGAUAUGAAUAUCCAGCAUCCAAAGACUGCUUGUAUUUUCAGGGGUUUAAGGUGUAUUCGUUACCCUGUAGCACACAUUUCGUUUAGCCGA